AGAGUUUUUGGGGACCAAAAAAUAUUAGCACUUAUUAUAACUGUGAUUGAUUUUAGGUUAGGAUCCCAAUUGUAGAGCAAUAUGCUGAAAUUCAACUCUGCCUUUGGGCAAUACCAUCAUAUCUUCUUUGGAUGUAGAUAAUUGUGAUUAUUCUGGAAAGUGAUGAUCUUAGGUCAAGAAAAGAUGUGUUUUGAGUUUGAAUAAUUUAAUGAAAGAGAAGAUUGAGAUGCAGUACAUGGCUCCAGCAUCAAGGAGAACUGGUAGCUUGAUUGAUUAGUUUUUAUCUCAAUAUUUUAAGUGGAACCCAGAAGCAGGCAUUAAACCAAACCUCCACCAGAACUUCAAGUCAGAGUCAUAAACUUCUUGCUUCUGAACGAACUCAUUACAACUAUGUGCAAGAAUAAAAAAAUCUAUUCCUCUUUUCAUAUGAAAUGAUAAAGUUGUGAUUACCUUUAUUUUACUUUGUUGUGCUUAUAAAAGACGGAAUUCAGCCUUGUAUAUAUUGAGCAGAGUCUAUGCCUUGCUUCAUUGCACGGGUACAGGGUAUCUGUUUAACCUUCUUUGCAGGCACAUUUGCCGGAUUCUUUGUUCGAAAGAAAGAGAUAAGCCAAGUAAAGACAUCAUGGACGGGAAUGGAGUUGUGAAGAAGGUCAACACUGGAAAAGCCACAAUUUUAGCUCUUGGGAAGGCUUUCCCUCACCAGCUUGUUAUGCAAGAGUUUCUGGCUGAUGGGUACUUCAAGAAUACCAACUGUGAUGAUCCCGACCUCAAGCAAAAGCUGAUUCGACUCUGCAAGACAACAACUGUGAAAACAAGAUAUGUGGUCAUGUCAGAAGAGAUCCUAAAUGAGUAUCCUGAACUUGCCACCGAAGGCCAGCCUACUGUAACUCAAAGGUUAAAUAUCUGCAACAAGGCAGUCACAAAAAUGGCCAUUGAAGCUUCUGAAGCCUGCAUCAAGAACUGGGGUAGACCGGCUUCGCACAUAACCCACUUGGUCUAUGUUUCCUCCAGUGAAGCACGGCUCCCUGGCGGUGACAUCUACCUAGCAAGAGGACUUGGACUCCGCCCAGAGACUCGUCGUGUCCUGCUCUAUUUCAUGGGCUGCUCUGGGGGCGUGGCAGGCCUCCGCAUUGCAAAGGACAUUGCUGAGAACAAUCCAGGCAGCCGAGUGCUGCUUGCAACUUCAGAAACUACUAUCUUGGGAUUCAGACCGCCAAGUCCUGCGCGGCCAUAUGAUCUUGUAGGGGCUGCACUUUUUGGGGAUGGUGCUGGAGCCGCAUUGAUUGGUUCAGACCCAGUUCUGCAUAUUGAAAGGCCUCUCUUCGAGCUGCAUACCGCCAUCCAGCAUUUCUUGCCAGGUACGGAAGCCAUCAUCGAUGGCCGGUUAACAGAGGAGGGGAUAAACUUUAAGCUGGCAAAGGAGCUACCUCAGAUAGUUGAGGACAACAUUGAGGGAUUCUGUGGAGAGUUAAUGGAGAUCGCCGGGUACUCUGAUAAAGACCAUAACAAGAUGUUUUGGGCAGUCCAUCCAGGUGGGCCGGCAAUUUUGAACCGGAUGGAACAGAGGCUGAAUUUGUUGCCGGAGAAACUCAGCGCUAGUCGCCGAGCACUCUCAGAUUAUGGAAAUGCUAGCAGCAAUACUAUUUUCUAUGUGCUGGAGUACAUGCUUGAAGAGAGCUUGAAAAUGAAGAAAUCUGGCCAAGAACUCGGUGAAUGGGGCCUAAUGCUGGCUUUUGGCCCUGGGAUCACCUUCGAGGGAAUUCUUGCAAGAAACCUUGCUAUCUGAUAACCAUGCCUCCUCCCAGAUAUCAUUCCCGCACAUGCUUCACUUAAAAUUACAUGUUUCUGGAUUAGCUUUCCAAAACUCUAUUUCCUAGUAAUAGGUCACUUGUGGGCUCAAAAACCCUUCUGUUAUAGCUGUGA
Messenger RNA from Diospyros lotus (date-plum), 1923 nucleotides. Its product is annotated as type III polyketide synthase B. Bases 623 to 1786 code for a protein of 387 amino acids. Gene Ontology annotation, biological process: polyketide biosynthetic process. Gene Ontology annotation, molecular function: acyltransferase activity, transferring groups other than amino-acyl groups. The record is from RefSeq and is a predicted model, not a curated record. NCBI's taxonomy places the organism in Eukaryota, Viridiplantae, Streptophyta, Magnoliopsida, Ericales, Ebenaceae. The transcript has 2 exons.